AUGGUGAAUUGCAGCAGUUGGGCUGACGUAUGGGAAUCUUGCGGUGGUAAAAGACAAUCACCUAUCGACAUCGUUUCGGAGAAAGUGUUGACAGCCGGCCCUGAGUUUCCUCUCAUCUUCACCGGAAAUUGCCCUCACUUCAGUUUGUCGGCACCCCACGAGCCUCUUGAGUGUGACGUUUUCAGAGGCAACUGUGAGGUUUCAUUAGAAAAUAGCGUCUACAAGUUGGCUCAAUUCCAUCUGCACGCUCCCUCGGAGCAUACUCUAGACGGCAAACAAAAGCACGGUGAGAUCCACUUUGUCCACAAGAGCAUUGAUGGCGAUGCUCUUCUAGUGGUGGGUAUCUUUCUUGAACUUGACGCAGAGUCGGACCCAUGGCUCGGCCCCUUGCUGGAUACUCUUGAAAAUGUUAGUUCAGCGCAACAAACAGAUGCUGUUAUGGUGCGACUGAAACCGUAUGCGAAAUUGAUUAACACCGCAUUUGCUAAUGGUGGUGCUUACAACUACCCUGGUAGCCUGACUACUCCCGGGUGUGCCGAAACUGUCGACUGGUGGGUACUCAAAUCCCCAAUGAAAAUUUCAUCUAUCGACUAUGGCCGUCUUCACCAAGAUCUGGUCGAAUAUGAGAUCACGGACAACGGCAACAAUGCACGUCCUGUUCAGCCUUUGCUAGGCCGUUCUGUCACGUAUUACACGUCAUAA
Messenger RNA from Plasmopara halstedii, 702 nucleotides. Its product is annotated as carbonic. The coding region runs from base 1 to 702 and encodes 233 amino acids. The record is from RefSeq and is a predicted model, not a curated record. Lineage: Eukaryota; Oomycota; Peronosporomycetes; Peronosporales; Peronosporaceae. Gene Ontology annotation, molecular function: carbonate dehydratase activity; zinc ion binding. The transcript has 3 exons.